Messenger RNA from Mercenaria mercenaria, 2896 nucleotides. RefSeq names its product mitochondrial import inner membrane translocase subunit Tim10-like. The coding region runs from base 132 to 407 and encodes 91 amino acids. Gene Ontology annotation, biological process: protein insertion into mitochondrial inner membrane. The record is from RefSeq and is a predicted model, not a curated record. Gene Ontology annotation, cellular component: mitochondrial inner membrane. The transcript is spliced from 2 exons. NCBI's taxonomy places the organism in Eukaryota, Metazoa, Mollusca, Bivalvia, Venerida, Veneridae.
GUCGCGAUGUUGUAAACUUCCGGUGAAUUUUGACAGCUGACUCACGUGGUUUGGUUGCAGCUGGUUGCAAUCGUUUAUUUCUAAAGAAUUUGUGCUUUUUUCUUAAAGGAGGAAGCUUGAAUUAAAGCAAAAUGGCUGGUAUCACAGAGGCACAGCUGAAGUUAGUUGCAGAUCUUGAAAUGGAGAUGAUGGCAGACAUGUACAACAGGAUGAGCACAACAUGUCAGAAGAAGUGUAUACCUGCAAGAUAUAAAGAUGCUGAAUUGACAAAGGGUGAAACCGUGUGUGUAGACAGAUGUGUAGCUAAAUACAUGGAAAUACAUGAUAGAAUCGGCAAAAAAUUGACUCAGAUGUCACAACAAGAUGAAGAACGUGUCAAACAAUUACAAGCACAGAUGCAAAAAUGAACAUAAUUCCAAUUUAGUGAUUUUAAAAUAACUGAAAAUAGGAGAAGUAGACCAGUGUGUUCAAAAGUGGAUAAAUUGUGAUGUUAUUCAACCAGUAUGCUGUUGGUCAAGAAAGAGACAUCAAGACUUAAUGAUAUUACAGUGCAAGUAAUCAGUAGCUUUUUAUGGCAAUGUACUUACCAUUCUUGAUGCUGAAUGAGGUCGACUCGAAGAUGAAUUUGUCACGUCAUCUUCAUCGUGAUGGACUUAAAGAUUUUCUUGAAAGGAGAGAAACACAAGUUCUUGAUAUGUUAAAUGAUUUGAUAUAUAUUAGAUAGUAGGAUUCAUAUAUUUUGCUUAGGUACUAUUUUUUUUUAAGAUUAAAUAUGUGUAUGAAUUUAAGCUAUAUAUGAUAUAUUCCACUGCCUACAGACAGUCAGUCUUGUCAGAAAUUGUGUUCAGGCUGGAUGAACUGACCAUUCAGGUGACCUUGUUACAAAAUUUAAAUUCUCCCUUGUUCUUUAGCUCACCUGAGCCAAAGGCUCAUGGUGAGCUUUUGUGACCACUCAAUGUCCGGUGUGCGGUGUGCGUCGUCCGUGCAUCCGUCAACAAUUUCUAAAAAAAUCUUAUUAAAAACCACUGGGCAGGACUAAAUCAAACUUCAUAGGAAUGAUCCUUGGGUGGUCCCCUUUCAAAAUUGUUCAAAGAAUUGAAUUCCAAAUAGAACUCUGGUUGCCAUGGCAACCGAAAGAAAAAACCACACCAAAUAUUUUCAAAGUCCAUUGAGAUAUUGCUUUGAUAUUUUGCAUACUUGUUUACCAUCAUGACCCCAGUCUGUAAAGAGGAGGAGGAGGCAACUCUAUCAAGCAUUUUGACUGAAUUAUGGCCCCUUUUCGACUUCGAAUAUGCUUAUUGUAAUGUUAAAGUUUUACUCUUAGCUUAUAUUAUACUAUCAAGCACUGAGAAUAGUCGAGCGCGCUGUCAACUGACAGCUCUUGUUUAAUAUUUUAGCAUCAAUUUGACAUUUGAAACAUGUGGCUCAUAUAACUCAGGUGAGCGAUCCAGGGUCAUCAUGACCCUCUUGUUUUUCCAUAUUUUUAUGACUGUAAAAAAUAAGUCUGCCUGUUCUGUUUGUAUUAAGAUAUACCAGUAACAGUAAAUUAUUACAACGUCAUUCAGAAAUUCCCGUCUGCCAACAUUCUGGCCUUUUUAGCUCGACUAUACAAGGUAUAUGGAGAGCUUGUGUUGGUAUCCAGAUUUGGUUCAAGUUUGAUGCACUUUAUCUCUGUAAUUACUCUUUAUUUGGUUCACACUUACAAUACUUGAUUCCAAUCAUCAACCACAUUAAAUUACACAAAAAGAGUCAUAACUCUGCCUUGAAAAUUUCAUAAAUGAUCCUUUGUACUGUAAAAGCAGAAAUUUUCGUGAAGGUUUAAUUUUCACUAUAUUUGCGAGAUCCCUCAUCUCGUGAACAUUAAUCCUCACGUAAAUAUUAACCAUUAGUAUAAUGAAAAUCAAGCAAAUAUCUCGUCAUUACACAAACCUUCCCCAGCGUAUUAAAUUUUAUCUAUUUACAAAAAUAGGCUAUGUUUAGUGAUGCCGUAAUAAUUAUAGGAUAAGUUUAAUUUUAAGACGAACAGAACAAUCCACAUAACUGUUAGAUUUAGAAGGAUAUGGUAACUUUUGUGUUUGCCGUGUGUUUAAUUUUAAAAACAACCAUUGACAUCUCGGUACUUUGGUAUAAAUAAUAUCCAUACAAAAUUAAAUGCGAUCGAUCUUUACAGAAUACAUUCUGAAGGUAACGCUUUACAAUGUGUAGUGCUUAUGUACACCCUACUUAUUAAAAAGCCAAAACAAGCAGAUUUACUUUUUUUAAAAUUUCACGAAUAUAAAACAUCUCAAACAUACUCAAUACUUCAAACUCGUGAAAUUUUGACCCAGCGAUAAUAUGUGCUUUUACAGUAAUUAGAACUAGGUUGAAAAUUUGAUUCACUUUCACUAAUCUCUGUCAUAAUUUAAUGGGUUUUAUUAAAGUAGUUGUUUCACAUCACCAAUCUCUGGACCCUUGAGGCAUCAGUUUUACAUGAAUUAUGCCCCUUUUCUUAUUAGAAAUUUGGGUUUAAGUUCUGCACUAUGUAUAUUAUUAUUUAAUAGAUUGAUUAAAACUUAAAGCAGUUGCUUCAUAUUUUCAUCCACGUCAUAUAGAACUAGUCUCCAUCAAAAAUCUAGCUUGCUGCCUCUGCCUUCAGCACGUGUGUAGUCUUGAACUUCCAAUAAUAGACUGUAAUUUAGCUGUUCUUCUUCCAUUAAAACGCAUAAUAAAUCUGCUAAAUUUGUUACUUGUGCCGAUAACUCGUGUUCUUACACAAAUGUCAUGGUGUUAAUUGGAGGCACUAUUAGUAAGUCACGGAUGGUUUUCAAGCAUUCUUUUAUGUAAUGUUUUACAAAUUGAUAUAGAAAUUGCUGACAUAUUUGUUAUAUCAACCUUUGUAAUAAACUUGUAAAGAAUC